Molecule: messenger RNA, 1281 nt
Organism: Laccaria bicolor S238N-H82
Lineage: Eukaryota; Fungi; Basidiomycota; Agaricomycetes; Agaricales; Hydnangiaceae
Exons: 5
Coding region: 1-1281 (426 amino acids)
Biological process (GO): regulation of mitotic cell cycle; protein phosphorylation
Cellular component (GO): nucleus
Molecular function (GO): ATP binding; cyclin-dependent protein serine/threonine kinase activity
Source: RefSeq, a predicted model, not a curated record
AUGUCGACCGCCAACGCUGGACCAUCCACUCCAUCCAGGAAACGUUCCAAAUGGGACGACGACGAUGACGACGAUGGCCUCGACCCUCCAUUCUCUCAAAUUCCUCCACCAAAACGGCGCGUCAAGCCAAAGGCGACGAAGAUCACCGCUGAGAAGCUGCCUCUUCCCUGCACAUCUCGCUCUCCUUCUGCAACCCGGCCUUCACACAGUAUCUAUGUCCCUCAGCGAACUCGUCAUCCACCUAUUCUUCCUUCACGGUCAGUAUAUUGCUACGAGCGGCUAAACCAGAUAGAAGAAGGAUCGUAUGGCGUUGUCUUUCGGGCGCGGGAUAAGCAAACUGGCGACAUCGUUGCCUUGAAGAAGCUCAAGCUUGACGAAGAGAAGAAUGGGUUUCCAAUCACUGCACUCAGAGAGGUGUAUGCACUCAUGUCAUGUCGGCACGAGAAUGUGGUGGGUGUACGGGAAGUGGUGGUGGGGGAUACUUUGACACAAGUCUUUGUUGUGAUGGACUUUAUUGAGCAUGACCUCAAAUCCCUGCUCACUCUGAUGCCGUCGCCAUUUCUGCAGUCUGAGAUCAAGACCCUCAUGCUCCAGCUUCUCUCUGCUGUAAAUCACUGCCAUCAGAACUGGAUUCUUCACCGAGACUUGAAGACCAGUAACUUGCUCAUGAAUAACCGUGGCACCAUCAAGGUCGCAGAUUUUGGGUUGGCACGGCGUUACGGCGACCCCGUCGGGGUGGGAGGAAUGACCCAGCUCGUCGUAACGCUGUGGUAUCGUGCACCUGAAAUUCUGCUCGGAGCGAGCACUUACUCGACAGCAGUCGAUAUGUGGUCUGUUGGAUGCAUUUUCGCUGAGCUACUUCUGAAAGAGCCUCUCUUUCAAGCAAAGGGAGAAAUAGAGCUUCUUGCCAUGAUUUUUAAACUUCUCGGUCCUCCGACGAAGAAUUCUUGGCCAGAUUAUUCUUCACUUCCCCUCGCAAAGAGCAUCUCUCUUCCUUCACCCCAGCCAGACCAAUUUCGCCAAAAGUUCCAGUAUAUGACGACAGCGGGCAUUAAUUUAUUAAUGUCACUAUUGACUUAUGAUCCUGAACGUAGGAUAAGUGCUCAAGAGGCAUUGCAGCAUGUGUAUUUUACGGAAUCUCCGCUCCCAAAACAUCCUGAUCUGUUCGGGUCAUUCCCCUCAGCUGCUGCUGGAGAAAAGCGGCGCAAGCCUUUCGAUAGUCCUUCGGCGCCUGUUCGCGCAGCUGAUUACAAAUUUUUGACGGAUUUUGAGAUGCCCUAA